Ilex paraguariensis (yerba mate) is the source of this 609-nucleotide messenger RNA. Lineage: Eukaryota; Viridiplantae; Streptophyta; Magnoliopsida; Aquifoliales; Aquifoliaceae. The record is from the annotation of a GenBank genome assembly.
AUGCUUUUUCAUUGUAUAAGUAACAGUGUUGUUCCUAGCUGCAAAACCAACUCAACAGAUAACACCAACAAUAUGCCUAUGUGUUGUGACUGGGUUACUAGACCUGGAAGUUGGCCCUUGCCCGAUGAUCAGCUGAAGGGUCUUCUUAAGAGAUAUGACAAAAACAAAGAUGGCAAACUGAGUAGGAAAGAGCUGAAGGAAGCUUUCCGAAGCCUCGGCCUGAAAUUCAGUGGGUGGAGAGCUCGACGUGCCCUUCACCAUGCAGAUGCCAACGGAGACGGACUCAUCAGCGAAGAAGAGAUGAAUNUAAAAUCAGAUAACACCAACAAUAUGCCUAUGUGUUGUGCCUGGGUUACUAGACCUGGAAGUUGGCCCUUGCCCGAUGAUCAGCUGAAGGGUCUUCUUAAGAGAUAUGACAUAAACAAAGAUGGCAAACUGAGUAGGAAAGAGCUGAAGGAAGCUUUCCGAAGCCUCGGCUUGAAAUUCAGUGGGUGGAGAGCUCGACGUGCCCUUCACCAUGCAGAUGCCAACGGAGACGGACUCAUCAGCGAAGAAGAGAUGAAUGAGCUUGUCAAGUAUGCUUCAAGAUGGGGGUUUAUAAUUAGUUAG